This is a messenger RNA of Hippocampus comes (tiger tail seahorse), 720 nucleotides long. Its product is annotated as RAC-alpha serine/threonine-protein kinase-like. Lineage: Eukaryota; Metazoa; Chordata; Actinopteri; Syngnathiformes; Syngnathidae. The transcript is spliced from 4 exons. The record is from RefSeq and is a predicted model, not a curated record. Bases 331 to 720 code for a protein of 129 amino acids.
CAGGACCGAUGGCACUGUGUGCUUGAAAGCCGUCGGCUCUAGGACCCGGCAGACCAGACUGCCACAGAGGCAUUGCAGACGGCGAAUUUGGGAGGUGUAGUGGAAGAAAGGCAAGAGAAACGGAGUAAAUGAGAUCACUUUUGUCCAGAUUAUUCAAGGAUUUAUCAACUUAAAAUACCACCGAAUCAGCUCACUAGAAUGAGACGGACACAUUGUUGAAAUCCUGUUCAGAUAACCAGGGCCUCGUGUGCUGGGGCAAGUGAAGAGAACUUGGAAAAACGAAGUGACUCUUCCUCUGGAAAUCCUGGAUCCUCUACCCUGUCCACCAACAUGACCAACGUGGUGAUCGUCAAGGAGGGAUGGCUGCAUAAAAGAGGAGAAUACAUCAAGACCUGGAGGCCAAGGUAUUUUCUUCUGAAGAGUGAUGGUACAUUCAUUGGCUAUAAAGAGCGACCUCAAGAUGUCGACCAGUUGGAAACUCCCUUAAAUAACUUCUCCGUCGCACAAUGCCAGCUGAUGAAGACAGAACGACCUAAGCCCAAUACAUUUAUCAUCCGAUGCCUGCAGUGGACCACUGUCAUCGAGCGCACCUUCCAUGUUGACACCCCCGAGGAGAGGCAAGUGAGAAACAUGGCAUUUUCGGCUCACAGAGAAGCAAAAGACAAAUUGUGUACAUGCAGGGUACACGUCCCUGUUGCUUACUUGGAAGCAUCGAAAUAA